AUGAGUAGAGAGAGUGAAAAAACUUCGUAUAUAGCAGCUGAGAGUAAUGAGGCAAUGUCUUCGGAAGUGAGGGAAUUAAAAGAUGAGAACGGGAGAUUGAAAAAAUUAUUAGCAGAAAAAGAUUUUGAAAUCAGACGGUUAACGAAAAAACUGAACGAUAAAGAGAAUGUGCAAGCAGUUAUAAACAUACCGAAUGACCUAGCAGCCGGUAAGAUAAUAGAACUGUCUAGGCGUAUCAGAGAACUGACAGCUGAGCUGGAAAGUGAAAAAACGAAAUGCAAAACUUUGAAAAACAAGUUGGCAGAAGAAGAAAGCAAAAGAAUCUCAGUGGACGUUACCAGUAAAGAGCUACAAGAAAAAUUAGAUCAGACGAACAUCAAACUGUUAGAGUCACGAAAUCAUGCUCAACAGUUACGUCAAGAUCUUCGACUCGCAUACAAAGCUCUUAGUCAAGAAAUCGGCGCAGAUGUAAAUAUACAAACUUUGUUAAAUCAAGGAACCAAAGGAGCUUGGCGAGGGCGCGCUCAACAAAUCAUAAACUUGCAGAAUCGUGUAGCUGAGCUAAUGGGUCAAUUACAGAAGCAGACCGCUAAUCUAAAGCUAGAAGACGGAUCUGAUAAAGUGAGCUCAAUAAACAAAAUAACAAUGGCUACUAAUCAACCCGUUGGUGUAACACUGGAACACCGAGCUCGACUUCAUCGGUUAGAGCAGGAGAAAAAACAAGCACAGCAGAAAAUAAUGUCUGACGUCGUGAAACUUCAAGAAGAAGUCCAGGAUUUAAAGACAAAACUAGAAGCCAGCAAAGCGAGAAAUAAAAUUCUUACUUCAGAAACACUAUUAUUGAAAAAACAGAUAACGACGUUGAUGGACAAGGGAAGAAAUGAUGACGAGCUCAUAAAAACUUUAAUGUACCAACAGAAAGAACUUCGAACUAUGAUCGAUCAACAGGACAUCAAGAAGCGUCAGCAAAAUCAGCUUCAAACAGAAGAACUUAAUCAACUAAAACAAAGCUACCUUCGAGAUAGUGCUAAACUACAGCAAUUGGAGUCAAUCCUAAAUGAAAAAGAAGCGCUAAUUCGGAAGUUAAAAAAAGAUAUCCAUACAUCACAGCAUGGUUCUGAGGGUCCAAUUGAUAUCGAGCCGGGUUGUGGAGUCGAGGUUCUGUGGACACAGAAAGGGAAGAACUUUGAUGAAAAUAGCAUAUCAUUGUCAUGUGUUAACUGUCAUAAAAACAAAACAAUGGUUGAAGCCAGUCAAGUGGAGAUUGAAAAGUUGUGCGCGUUAAUUCCACAACUCCAGAACAGACUGAAAGAAAAGGCUGAGGAAGUUGUCGAAGUUACGAAGAAAACACAAGAGCAAGAAUACAAAAUAAAGAGUUUGAAGGAUGAAUUGAACCAAAUAAAGCAGGCGUCUAAGCCUAAACCUUCUGGAAUUUACAACAGUCGUAAACAUGAUAAUAAGAGACAGGAAGUGGACAGUAGUAAAGGGUUAGAGUAUCAGUUACAUAUUUUCCAAGAAGAAAAUAAACUACUCAAAGUGCAACUAAAUGAGGCAGAAAGAACCAAAGAAGAGGAUUUUACAUUAUAUCUGAAAAUUAUUGAAGAAACUAAGAAAGUGUACUUACACAGUAUGAGAGAUUUGAAAGAAAAUUCACCUAUGAACCAAAAUACUUUUUAA
Messenger RNA from Limulus polyphemus (Atlantic horseshoe crab), 1677 nucleotides. Its product is annotated as coiled-coil domain-containing protein 13-like. NCBI's taxonomy places the organism in Eukaryota, Metazoa, Arthropoda, Merostomata, Xiphosura, Limulidae. The coding region runs from base 1 to 1677 and encodes 558 amino acids. Gene Ontology annotation, biological process: cytoplasmic microtubule organization; non-motile cilium assembly. Gene Ontology annotation, cellular component: centriolar satellite. The record is from RefSeq and is a predicted model, not a curated record. The transcript is spliced from 11 exons.